Aquila chrysaetos chrysaetos is the source of this 1318-nucleotide messenger RNA. Its product is annotated as B-cell differentiation antigen CD72-like. Gene Ontology annotation, molecular function: transmembrane signaling receptor activity. Gene Ontology annotation, cellular component: plasma membrane. The record is from RefSeq and is a predicted model, not a curated record. The transcript is spliced from 5 exons. Lineage: Eukaryota; Metazoa; Chordata; Aves; Accipitriformes; Accipitridae. The coding region runs from base 1 to 1041 and encodes 346 amino acids.
AUGGCCCAGAGCGUGGUCUACGCCGACUUGAAGUUUGCCACAGCCCCGCCGGUCCCGGCCCCCACCUGCCCCGCAGCCCCCGAUGAGGACGACAGCCCCUAUGAGAACGUGCCGCUGGGGAUGGUGACGGCAGCGCCCAGCCCAGGGCGCUGGCACCGGCGUUGGCGCAUCCCUGCACGGCUGCUGGCAGCCAGCCUGCUGCUGCUGCUGCUGCUGGUGGCCACCGUGGCCCUGGGGGCUUGCUACUGGCAGGUCACCCGCAGCCUGCAGGAUGCCUCCCGUGAGCACGCGGCCGAGCAGGGCCGCCUCUCGCAGGAGGUGAGCGCACGGGAGCAGAGCCUGGAGCAGACGCGGCUGGAGCUGGCGUGGGCCAGAGCGGAGCUGCAGCGAGCCUGGCGGGAGGGCAACAGCAGCCAGCUGGAGCUGGGGAGCGCCAGGCAGGAGCUGGCUGUGCUGGAGCAGGAGGUGCAGGAGGUGCGGGGGGAGCUCAGGGCCAGCGAGAGCUCCGUCAGCAGCCUGCGCGCCUGCGUGAAUACAGAUUGCUGCCCCUCGGGCUGGGUGCUCUACAGGAGCAGGUGCCUCUUCAUCUCGGUGGAGAAGAAGACCUGGUGGGAGAGCUAUUACGACUGCAUGACGAAAUCCGCUCGGCUGCUGGUGCAAGGCGACUGGCUGUCGUGGACGGUGCCGGUACAGAGCAGGGGGGGCUGCGGCACCGCAGGAGGGUGGGCGCGAUGGUGGGGCUGGGCAGAGCCCCGUGGGGCCAGCAGCAGCGGCAUCUGCAGAGGUGCUGGGGUGGCACUGCGAGCCCUGGGUGCCCGCCCCGGUGGGCUGCGGGGAGGAGCACGGCCGGCCCCGGGGCUCCCGGGUACCAGGUGGGCACUGGGCAUGGGGCGGGCAGUCAUGUUCCCACUCUGUGCAAGAACAUCCUAUGGAAAGGUAAGCAACUCCUACUGCUUUGAUGAUUUUCCAUGGAUCUGUGAGAAGCCCCCAAAUCUGAGCAGCCCAUCAGAGACCGUCUUUCCUCUCCUGGCCAAGGGGUGAACUCUGAGACUCCCUUUCCGUCACAGGACUGAGGGGCAGGAGCUGGAGCUGGGAGUGCACAGCAAAGACACUCUUUCCUUCCUGCACAGCCACAUCCCUGCGCACCAUUGCCUCAACUGCAUUGCAGAGCUCUGGGGAUACAGGUUGGGAAAGAAGGUGUCUCCAUUUCAAAACAAGACUUAUGGAAAAGAGACCAUAUUUCUGUGUUCCACACUCAUGCCCAAACUUACAUCCCCAGCCCCUGCCCUUCAGUCCCAGCUCCUGUGACCCAGGGAGG